This is a messenger RNA of Polypterus senegalus (gray bichir), 6658 nucleotides long. RefSeq names its product c-abl oncogene 1, non-receptor tyrosine kinase (gene abl1). The record is from RefSeq and is a predicted model, not a curated record. NCBI's taxonomy places the organism in Eukaryota, Metazoa, Chordata, Cladistia, Polypteriformes, Polypteridae. Gene Ontology annotation, biological process: protein phosphorylation; regulation of apoptotic process. Gene Ontology annotation, molecular function: non-membrane spanning protein tyrosine kinase activity; ATP binding; protein binding. The transcript is spliced from 11 exons. The coding region runs from base 2831 to 6130 and encodes 1099 amino acids.
CCACUAGCGUAUUGAAUGAUGGCGACGACUACGCGGAUUGGGGGCUGAGAUUUAAAUCCUACUUCUCCUGUGGAGCUGCAGCGAAAAGGAAGAGAAGGAAAACAGGUCUCUUCUACUAGCCCUGGGAACGGUGAAGAUAUAUACACACAGGCCGCAUCACGGAGGUGCGUGUCGCGCCCAGAGUAAGCCCGACCGCUCCGGCCCGAGUCGGCGGAAAGGGUGUCCCGGGUCCCCGGGGUGCAAAGAGAGGCCGUGUCCGGGAGAGUGGCCGGUGGGGGAGAAGCUCGGUGAGGAUUCUGUUGGACUGUCGCGAGCACCGAAGCCGUGCGAAAGGUCGGCUGAGCGGCUUUGGAAAGAGCGCCUACGACGGAGGCCACAUGAGAAGCAAACGGGUGCAACUUGACUGACUGAUGCUGCUGCUGCGAGACAAACAGUGGGACUUUAUUUUAGGGGAACUGUAUGUUGCUUUUUUUAAAUGUUGAACUUGAAGGCUGGGUCAGAACACACAUUCGGCACGUUGCCGUUUUAAUAGCUCCUUAAAAAGGUACCGGCUUCCAAACGUCGCUGGCGUGUAGGCACUGCUUUCCGCCUCGCUCAUGGUCCCUGGCAAGUGCUGGUCGGUGGGGAGACUCGUCGCUACGUUCUGCCUUAACCGUAAGCCCUUCCCAUAGCUUUCGGGUAAAGAAGUUUGUUGUUGGUGUGUAGAAACACUUCCGCUUGUAUCGCGAUACGACCCCCUGUUGGCGGCUUCUCGGUCGUGAUUGUGCAGCCCUUUCGAGGUAGGCUUGGCGGCAGAGCAGACUUGUUUAGCGAUACUUGUUGAUUCUCGUCGUUUAACUUUUUUAGGCGGGCGUAAGAGGGGUCUUUACCUGAUGAUUCACUCAGCCAGAACCGAGGCUGAUUGCUUUUUAUCUUGACACACGCUGUUAUACGGCAACAGUUUUGAAGCUGGAGUAAUGCCUCGUUCCCUUUAAGCGUUUACCAACCCUCAUGUAAUUAAUAAGGAAAAAAGUUAGACACUAUGUGCAUCGUUAUAAGAGGUUCUCCUUGACACAUGUUGAAUACGCUAUGGACUUUUCACGUUAAUGCGACAGGAACAAGUGAUGUCAAAAGUAAUGGUUGCACAUUGUUUCUUAGUGACAUAAAAUCUAAUAGGUUGAAGCGAAAGAUGCUGUGACAGAAAGUAAGAACUACGCCACGGAAAUUCUUCCUGCUCUUUGAUUCCAGCAUAGUACUAUUUCAGGAUACUAUAUCACUUAUAGUGCCGUUUAGAGGUGUUAAUUUACAUAUCCAGAGCUAUAGUGCAAAUAGGAAUGUUUCUGUGUUCACUGUUCCUGUAAUGGAGCUCUCUAGCUGUUUUCCACAGCUGAAGUAGUGGUAGCUGUGGGAUUGAAUAGAGGGAAAUAUGUGACCAGAACCAGUGAGUGAACAGAAUUAGUUUCAAGGUUUGGCCUUAGUGUGUAAGCCUUUGCCCCCAGUAUUGUUGAACUGCGCAUCUGACGCUUUUGUGAUAGAGGUUAUUGUUUCUUAGGUCAUUGAGUAUUCAAUUCACACACAGUUCUAUCAGAUAUUUGUUGGAUUUGUAGUAUGUGGUUGUGGUAGGCAAGUGGAUCUUUUUUUCUUUUUAAAACUGACAUUUGAAUCAGGUUGUCCUGCAUGGCUGCCCAUAAUAUAUGAAACCACAUGCAAAACGGCGUGUAUCCCAGGGAUCAGAUCAUUUCUGUGUGCCUGUAGUUCAGUAACCAGGCCGCCGGUUUGGACAAGGCACUUUUUGGCUUAACUGCGAAAUCCUACGCUGUUCUGUAACUCUGAUUCAGUUUGACACCGUGUGAGUGAGUCCCGUUAAUGUGAAAGGGGAAGUCCAAUGCUGACAGGUUACUGGUAUUUUAGUAAUAUGUCAGUGCCAAAUUCCACUGGGCAGGUGUGACAGUAUGUGCUACUUCUGCUUCUUCAGAGAAUGUUUGUCCGUGAAUCACAACACCACGCAUCUGUAAAAUAAUUUAUCUGAGCUGAAGAACUUAUCCUUACACUGUGUACAGACCAUUCUAUUAAUGUGUAGGCCAUACUACUUAUUUAUAUAUGUGGCCUUGUAAAUUUUAUUUAUUAUGUGUCCCAUGAUUGUAUAUUUAAUUAACCUUUAAACAAAUAAGGGCCUAAACUACAGGUCCAUCCAAAUAAUCUAAUUAAAGUCACACUUAACUGAGUUUUACUUUUCAUACCAUUAGAGUGCUUCAGUUUUCCCGCAAGCAGUUACCCUGUCUGUCUAAAACUUAUGUUAAGUUUAACAGGUGGGCAAAAUUGUGUUCGUUCUUUAAAGGGCUGUUGGGGGGUACAUUCCACAUACUUUGGAGUUAGAAUUUGAUCUUUAAAUAUUGUGUCAUCAGGAUCCAGACAGAGUCCUUCAAGUUUGUUGUUGCCUUGAAUGUAAUUUUCCUUCUCUCAAUGAUUGUCCCAAGAAACAAGAGGUGCUUCUCCUGCAUUGUGUGCCAAGAGAAGACCCGUUGCUACCCAGGUGAGGCAGUGAGCGAUACAUAUGGACUGAGAAACUGAACACUUAAAAAAAUAAAUAAAUAAAUAAAUAAAUAUAUAAGACGCCUUUUUGGAGAGUGCUGCUUUACAUGGCCUGUUGCAAGGUCACGUAUGGUGCUUCUCUUGCUCUUCACUUCUGAACUCUGCUUUCAAAAUUCUGUCUGAAUAAGAAAGAAGGAGAGAAACGCUACACGGCGGGGGCUAUUCUGCCAACCCCUUCUCCCUUUUCUCCCCUCACCCACCUCCCUCUUGGAUUCUUGGAUUGUUGUGGUCCUUGGUGUUGAUUUGGCACCCAGUCUUUAUGGGGCAGCAGCCAGGAAAAGUUCUCGGGGACCAGCGGAGGCCAAGCUUGCCAGCUCUUCACUUUAUCAAAUCUACGAAGAAGGACUCGUCCCGGCAUGGAGCCCAACAUUGCAAUGUUUUCGUUGAGCAUGAAGCUCUCCAGCGACCUGAAUUUGAGCCUCCUGGUUUGACUGAAGCAGCCCGGUGGAACUCCAAAGAGAAUCUACUAGCAGGCCCCAGCGAGAAUGACCCCAACCUCUUUGUUGCACUGUAUGACUUUGUAGCCAGUGGGGACAACACUCUGAGCAUAACCAAAGGGGAAAAGCUCCGUGUCCUAGGUUACAACCACAAUGGAGAGUGGUGUGAGGCCCAAACCAAAAAUGGCCAAGGCUGGGUGCCCAGUAACUACAUUACACCUGUCAACAGCCUGGAGAAGCACUCCUGGUACCACGGCCCAGUUUCACGCAAUGCUGCAGAGUACCUCUUGAGCAGUGGAAUCAAUGGCAGCUUCCUGGUACGAGAGAGUGAGAGCAGCCCGGGACAGAGGUCCAUCUCAUUGCGCUAUGAAGGCAGAGUAUACCACUACAGAAUCAACACAGCCUCAGAUGGCAAGCUCUAUGUGUCAUCAGAAAGCCGCUUCAACUCACUGGCAGAGUUGGUACACCAUCACUCCACUGUGGCAGAUGGGCUCAUCACAACCUUGCACUAUCCGGCUCCCAAGCGCAACAAGCCCACCAUCUAUGGGGUGUCACCCAACUAUGACAAAUGGGAAAUUGAGCGCACAGACAUCACCAUGAAGCACAAACUGGGUGGCGGACAGUAUGGCGAAGUCUAUGAGGGUGUCUGGAAAAAGUAUAAUGUCACAGUAGCAGUCAAGACUUUAAAGGAGGACACAAUGGAGGUAGAGGAGUUUUUAAAGGAAGCUUCUGUGAUGAAGGAGAUAAAACACCCCAACCUGGUGCAGCUCCUGGGUGUUUGUACGAGGGAGCCUCCUUUCUACAUCAUCACCGAGUUCAUGACCCAUGGCAACCUGCUGGAUUACUUGCGGGAGUGCAACCGGGAAGAGGUCAACGCCGUUGUGCUGCUCUACAUGGCCACACAAAUUUCUUCAGCCAUGGAGUAUCUUGAGAAGAAGAAUUUCAUCCACAGGGAUCUUGCUGCCAGAAACUGCCUUGUUGGGGAAAACCACUUGGUAAAGGUGGCAGACUUUGGCCUGAGCCGACUCAUGACUGGCGAAAUCUACACUGCACAUGCUGGUGCCAAAUUCCCCAUUAAGUGGACAGCCCCAGAAAGCCUUGCUUACAAUAAGUUCUCCAUCAAGUCUGAUGUGUGGGCCUUUGGUGUUUUACUGUGGGAAAUUGCCACCUAUGGAAUGUCUCCCUAUCCGGGGAUUGACCUGUCUCAGGUUUACGAGCUCCUUGAGAAGGAUUACCGCAUGGAUCGUCCGGAGGGCUGCCCAGAGAAGGUCUACGAGCUCAUGAGGGAGUGCUGGCAGUGGACUCCAUCAGAGAGGCCAUCAUUUGCAGAAAUCCAUCAAGCGUUUGAGAACAUGUUCCAGGAGUCGAGCAUUUCAGACGAGGUUGAGAAGGAGCUGGGAAAGAAGGUCAGGAAAGGAGUGGCCAGUUCGUUACUCCAGGCCCCUGAACUGCCCACUAAGACCAGGACCCUUCGCAGAAAUGUGGACAAGGACGGUGACAGCCCAGAGGUCGCUGAGCCCGAGGUGGCCAUCUCUCCGAUGCUUCCUAGGAAAGAGAGAGCUUUUUUGGACAGCAACCUGAACGAGGAUGACCGUCUGCUACUGAAGGACAAGAAGCCCAACUUAUUCAGUGCCUUGAUCAAGAAGAAGAAAAAGACUGCCCCUGCCCCUCCAACGCGCAGCAGCUCCUUCCGGGAGAUGGACAUGCACCCUGACCGACGUGGAUGCCUGGAAGUGGGGGAGGAUUUCAAUAACGGGCCCCUGUCGGCUGAUGCGUUGUCCUCCAUUGAACCCUGUAAGUUUCAGUGCGCCAACAAUGGCAGCAGCAUUACCAAUGGAGCCACCACUCAGCCGGGGCCUUCAGGGCUCUUCCUGCCGCACACCAGAAAGUCGAGCACUUUGACCUCCAGCAUAGCUGGUCGAACUGCUGUGACGCCCAGUGAGGAGGACCCCGUAUCAAAUUCGAAACGGUUUUUGAGGUCCUGCUCUGCCUCCAGCAUGCCCCCUGGUCCCGAGAAAGCUGAAUGGAAGUCGGUCACCCUGCCCAGAGACAUUCAGAUCUCCACACACCACUUUGAUCCAUCUCCCUUUAGCCGGCCAGCUCUGCCACGCAAGAAGGCCAGUGAGCACAAAGGCGAAGGUGCCGCUCGUGCUGGUGGUGCACUUACGCCCCCUCCACGGCUGCCCAAAAAGGUAGAUGAACCAGUGGAAGAUGUGUUUAAGGACCCCGAGUCCAGCCCAGGCUCCAGCCCACCAAACCUGACGCCUAAGCUUAGCCGGCGUGCCCAGCCUAAUUCGGAUGGCACCAAAAACAGUGGUAUGCAGACUUCAGAACCAAUGCCCAAAGGCAGCACUUUCAUGGGUGCAGGCGGGAGUGAGGAACCACGAAUGAGACGGCUGAAAUCGGCUGUGGAGAAAGGGAAACAGCAGAAACCAAAACCAGCUCCGCCACCCCCGCCCUCCUCGUCCACCACUAAAUCGGGCAAACUCGCUCGACCUCCGCCACUCGAGUGCCCUGCUGCUCCUGUGGACACCAAAGCCAAAGCUGUAGAGAGCAGCCCAGCAGAAUGUGGAAAGAUGCCACAGCCCCCCGAGGGGAAUAAGAAGCUGGCCGUCGCAUCCAUUCCCAAACUGCAGCAGAGUAAAACGCCCCUGUUGGGGUCCUCCACAAGUAGCCAGCAGCAGUUGCCGCCCCCUUCCAGCUCCACGACCGAGCAAUCAUCCUCGCCCACCGCCUUCAUUCCCCUGAUCUCCACCCGGGUCUCGCUCAGGAAGACCCGCCAGCCCCCCGAGAAACUGUCCAGCUCGGCCAUCACGCGUGACAUGGUCCUUGAAGGUACCGAGCAGCUGCGGGUGGCCAUAGCCCGCGUGUCCGAGCAGACCGGCAGCCAUGGGGCGGUACUGGAGGCCGGGAAGAACCUGUUUGGCUACUGCGUCAGCUUUGUGGACUCCAUACAGCAGAUGAGAAACAAAUUUGCCUUCCGUGAGGCCAUCAACAAGCUGGAGAGCAACCUGCGGGAGCUGCAGAUCUGCCCGGCUAACUCUGGGGGGCCGACUUCAUGCCAAGACUUCUCCAAGCUGCUUUCGUCAGUCAAGGAAAUUAGUGACAUUGUCCAGAGGUAGCAAAAAAAGAUACGGAAAGUAGGGGGACACAUGAAGAAGAAGAAAACGGGAACUGCUAAAUUCUGGGAGGCCACUUGGAGCACACAGUUUGAGGUGGGGGGGGGAUUGGUGGUAUUUUACAUUUUAACCAAUGGGGCACAUUCCCUCCCCUUUCUGAAUUCUUCUUAGUUCCUAAACAAAAAGUGAACUGAAAACCUCACUUAAUGAACGAGUCCUGUGGUGAAGGGUCGACUGAGGACUGAGCUGUGAAAUGCAAUGCAUCCCCACCGGCACGGGUCGAAGCCGUUGGAUGAGCAGCAUCCGGGCUAAGCUGGCUGAAGGCAGGACCACCGACCCACCUCUUCCCCAACCCCGGAUGUUCAGAAUCAAAGAGUCAGAUGUUGGGAGCAGUUUGAACUUUUGCUGUGGGGGGGAUAUGGCGGCGCAGAUGGCCUAACGUGUGUUGCUUUGUCAAGGGCUCAACUCUCACCUUGAGCAGCAUGUGCCUUAACCCAGUUAUAUGAUGACAAUGUACCUGUGUGUUGAAAA